UUCCCCUCUCUCCGUUUUCCUUUUUGCCUUUACCUCCCCUCUGUCCCUUCUCCCGAUAUGCUGGAUGCUCUGGAGUCCUUGGUUUCUCUGGCGAAGGAACGGCCGUCGGAUCUGGAGCUUCCUUCGUCCUCUGGUGUAGCCGCGAGGUAGUAGCGGCGGAGUCGGUGGUAAAGGUCGGUUUUUUAGGGUUUGUUAGAGGGUUUCGGUUUUCCUGGUUUGGACCCUCUUCGUGUGUGACGGCGGCGCAUGGAGGAGCUCGUUUCGGCUCGCGUUGAAGAUCCGGUGUGCAGUGUUCCAGAUCUGCUUUUUUCUGGUCUUUGGUGAGCGUCUCUCGGAUUCUGGAUUGUCGACAUAUCCUCGGCGUCUUGGUGUGUCUCAUCCUUUUUUCCAGAGACAGGAGAGCUUCGGAGGUCCCAUUACCUCGAGGUGUGUGGUUCUGGUUAUCAGCCUUAGCGUGGUGCGAGGGUUGGUGGUGGUCUCACAUGGAGGUUAGAUGUGUUGCGACUGGGAUUUGCCGUCUAUGGCCUCUCCUGUCCAGCUUUGUCGAGUCUCCCUCUCUUCUGUCAAUUCCUCUUCCUGGUUUCGUGGCCAGUGCUCCGUUUGAAGCGUACCGGUUUGUUUCAGCGGAGGUUGCUCUCUUCUCUCAUCGUUUUGUACAGUUCGGUUCCGUUUUCCACCGGUUCCGGCGUUUGACGAUUAUAGGUUACCUCUCUUCGGUUCUCGAAGGAGGCAUAGGGUGGAGCGGUUGGUCUAUUCACGUGGUCCGUGGGUUUGAUCGACUCUUCAGUGGUUCCCUUUGGUGAUUCAACAAUCCCAGUGCUGUGUCUCAUCAUUUGAUUGGUCAUGGUGUGUUGGUUCUCUAAUCCUUUUCAGGUCAUGUGAGCUCUGUGGUUCUCGACGUUGCGGCUGUCUCGAGCCCGGCUUUUUGCUUGUUUGCUUCCAUUGUUAUUAUCGGAUUCAUGCUUCAUCUCCAAAGAAUGGUCUUUCGGCUGAUGGGUUCGGAGGUGACCUUCGUGAUUCUUCGGGUUUGAGCUUGGGUGAGCGAGAUAGGUCAGUUGGGGAUGGCGGUUCCCCUCAACGGUGCGGUCCGUCUCAAUCUCUCGGGUCUCGGUCUCGGCUGAAGAAAGAAGUGUCGCGUAAGCCUUAAUUCUGUGUGUUGGCGUCUCUUUAGAGAAGGAAGUGAAGAUAGAGUUGUCGGCUUCACUCAGGUGUAGUCGGCGUCGUUGGCCGCAUAGAGGAUCUACGGUAGUGACAAGGGACUGGGUCCGGUCCUUUGAGCCUAGAUUUUUUUCCCUCCCACUGUUUCAUCAUUUACUUUUCCAUGUACGUUAUUGAUAAGCCUAAUCUAUUAUUGAGGUCUACUGUUUCUCCGUCGGUUAGCCGGAGGCCUGUUCCGGUGCCUUUUACGGUUUGUUUAAAAAAAAACUGUAAUUUUAGGAAAAAAACAAAAAAAAUUAUCCGAACCAAACCCGAACCUAAAUAGAUACCUGAUAGAACCUGAAACAUUCAAAAAUUUCCAAAAAAAAACUUGUACCAAAUAUGAUCUCAAUUCCUAAUAUGUAUUCAAAAUAUAUCGAACAUCUAAAAUAAUUAUCUAUUAUAUGAAGAUUGAUGGUUGAAGGUGGUGGUUGAAGGUUGAAGUUUUCAGAUUUUGGUUUUGUUUUCAUUGAAUAAUGUUUUUCAUUUUAUGAGAACUUGGUUUUCGUUUUAUACUUUCAUUUAUUUGGUUUUCUUUCGAUCAAUAAUUAUGUUUACCUUUUACUUGAUUUUGGAUAAUCACAUUUGAUGUUCCUUUCUUUUUUUUGAACCGAUUUUAUUUAUGUUUUGGUUACAAAAUAGGUACAAAUAAUGUAUUUUAAAACCGAAGAACCGAUUUUACUUACUUUUUGGUUACAAAAUAGAUAUAAAUCAUGUAAAUUUAAACCGAAAAACCGAUUGGGACCCGAACCCGAAAGUACAUUGAGUUAUACCGGUUCUUUGAAGAUUUACUAACCCCGACCCGAAUCCGACAGAAUCUGAACCGGUCCGGAACCGAAUUUUUAUAUAACCCGAGCCGAAAAACCGAGACCCGAUUAAACUAAACCGAAACCCGACUGGGACCCGAAUGCCCAGGCAGUGAUGAAGUGAUGGGAGCGUUGAGAGAGAUUUGGACCCCGAAGUGAUGGGAGCGUUGAAACCCGAUCUAAUCGAUGAAGUGAUGGGAGCGUUGAAAGAGAUGAACAUAGAGGUUCCUACUGAGAUUCAGUGUAUAGGAGUACCUGCUGUUAUGGAACGCAAGAGCGUCGUCUUGGGCUCCCACACUGGCUCCGGCAAGACUCUUGCCUACUUGCUUCCUAUUGUUCAGUUGUUGCAGCUGAUGAGAGAAGAUGAGGCAUCUCUGGGUAAAAUAACAAAGCCUAGGCGUCCUAGGACCGUUGUUCUUUGUCCGACCAGAGAACUGUCUGAGCAGGUUUACCGUGUGCCAAAGUCUGUAAGCCACCACGCGAGGUUCAGAUCUAUAUUGGUUAGUGGUGGUUCUCGGAUUAGACCACAGGAGGAUUCUUUGGACAAUGCAAUAGACAUGGUUGUUGGAACCCCUGGUAGUUUUCUUCAGCAUAUCGAAGAAGGAAACAUAGUCUAUGGAGAUAUUGCAUAUCUGCAGGUGCUAGAUGAGGCCGACACUAUGUUUGAUCGUGGUUUUGGUCCCGACAUUCGCAAGUUCCUUGCCCCAUUGAAACAGCGUGCGUUAAAAACAAAUGACCAAGGAUUUCAAACCGUUUUGGUGACUGCCACUAUGACAACGGCAGUUCAGAAGCUAGUGGAUGAGGAGUUUCAGGGGAUAGAGCAUUUGCGAACAUCAACAUUGCAUAAAAAUAUAGCAAACGCUCGGCACGACUUUGUCAAGCUUUCAGGUAGUGAAGAUAAGCUAGAAGCACUUCUCCAGGUUCUUGAACCUAGCCGCGCCGUUGACCACUAUCUUUCAGAGAACCAGGUCUCCACCGUGAAUUAUCACGGUGAAGUUCCAGCAGAAGAGAGGGUUGACAACUUGAAAAAGUUCAAGGACGAAGAAGGAGACUGUCCCACGCUUGUUUGCACAGAUUUGGCUGCGAGGGGCCUGGAUCUUGACGUCGAUCAUGUUAUCAUGUUUGAUUUUCCAAAGAACUCUAUUGACUACCUUCAUCGCACUGGAAGAACAGCUCGCAUGGGUGGUAAAGGAAAAGUGACGAGUCUUAUAAGCAGGAAGGACCAAAUGUUAGCAGCGAGAAUUGAUGAAGCUAUGAGAAACAACGAGAGCUUAGAAGCACUCACCAACGAUAACGUGAGGAGGGAUUCUGCAAGAACCCAAAUCACUCAAGGUAAAGGAAGGAACCUUAAGCAGAUCAGAGCAGUGAGCAAGCAACGGAACUCCAGAGAAAGAUGAGGAACAUCAUCAUCAUCUCCUCCUGCAAGAUCACCUGUGAGAAAGUCUACUUCAGUGAGAAAGUCUACUUCGGUUUCAAAACCAGGAAGAGCAUCAUCUCCUCCAGAAAAAUCCACAAAGCCUAAAAGAAAGAUAUUAAAGACGGUUGGAUCCAGAUCGAUAGCUGCGAGGGGGAAGAAGGGUUCUUCAGAAAGAACAGGUAAGAAACUAAAUGUUGUUGGAUUCAGAGGUCGGUCUUCUGUGGCUAGACCAUCUUCUUGAUUGCGUUAACUUAGAGCAUCUCCAACCCAUUGCUAUUUUCACCUCUAUAAUAGCAUUUAGAGGUGAAAUUGCUCCAACCCACCUCUAUUUCUUCCUCUAUAAUAGAGAUUUCUAUUUUUUUCCUCUAUUUAUAGAGGAAGAAAUAGCAUUUCUCUAUUUUUUACUCUAUAUUUUAGAGAUUGCUAUUUUAGGGGAAUACAUUGGAGCAUAUCUCACCUCUAUUAUAGAGUUCCUCUAUUUUAAAGGUGAAAAUAGCAAAAUACAUUAGAGAUGGUCUUAGAAGUCAGUAUGAAUACAAAAGCGUUUAAAAUGAAUCAUAUUGAGAGACCAAUGAUUCUUUCUUUCUUUCUACGAAUUCCAUGGGGUUGUGUAUUCUAAUGGGUUUGGAAAUACAAACUAAAUCCAGUUUUAUUCUUUUUGGAUUUGGAGUUUCGGAAUUUGAGAUCCAAAUUCAGUGUUAUUUCUUCUAUGAUAGUAAAAUCUACGUUAAAAUCAUUGUUAUUAGUUUUUUAUAAACUUCAAUUCCUGGCUAGUUCGUCGUAACUUUACGAAGAAACAUUUACGUGUUUUUUACGAAGAAAUGAUUUACGUGUUCUUUACGACAAAAAUGUUUAUGUGUUUUUUACGAGGAAACAUUUACGUGUUUUUUUACGAGGAAAUGAUUUACGUGUUCUUUACGACGAAAAUGUUUAUGUAUCUUUUACGAGGAAACAUUUAACAUGGUUUUACGAAUAAAUGUGUAACGUCGCUUUUACGACGAAUGUAUCGACCCCACUUUACGACGAAAAUAUUUUCUCGUAAAGUUACAACGAACUAGCGAGGAAAUUUGUGUUACGACAAACGUUUAACGACGAAACGGCUUUCGUAGUUAAUUCCUCGUAAACCCUAUUUUACGACGAAAUAACUACGGAAACCGUCAUCGUUAAAAUUGUGUUUUCUUGUAGUGAAAUUAGAAAAUCAAUAAUAACUAAACUUUUUGAAUAACAAGAGAUUUGAAUGGAUUUUAAAAAAUUUUAAACUAAUUACAAUAGAUUCUAUUAAGAUUUUUGAAAUCUAAGAACCAAUAACAUUGGAAUCUCAACAAUUUCAAAGUUCAUGAGAAUUAAUUUACCAAUAACCUCCUACGUAAAGAACUAUAACACAAAGCAUACUAGAGACUAUCACUACAAAUAUAUGUGUUUUUACAAUAAAUUUUUAACUUACAAAUGGUUCUCUAAACAGAACAAUCAACAAGUUUAAGAACACCUUGACUUGUUAAGCUAGCCUCAUUAAGAUGGAAUACAAUAUCUUAGAACUUCUCUCCUUAUCUCUUUGUGUUUUCACGCACUUUACAAGCUAUCAAAACUCACUUAUGCCAAGAAUACAAUUUUGUGUGAUCACCUAGUUCUUGCUGCAAAAUCCUCCUACUUAUACAAGGUAUGAAACCGACUAACCCUAGUUUUCCAUAGAGACAUUCACAAAUAUUUCAAAUUAGAAUAUUUCCUAAAAUUUUACUAAGUCUUUGGAAAAUCUUCCAGACUAAUUUUUCCCUUCUUCAAAAUAAAUAUUUUUCUGUGCCUCCAAGUAACCUUCAGCAGCUCUAUCUCGGUUUCUGUUCCAGUUUCCAAUUCAACCACUCAGUUAUAUCUCCAUCACUGCAUUGGUACCAGAUAAUGAUGCACUUUCAACUGAUAAAGUUUUUGUUUAGAAUUUUGCAUCUUCAAUCAUGAUGGAAGCUAUUCCACUUUUUUCAUUAAACCAUGCUUUUAUAUUUCUUUCAAAAUAAAAUUGAUGACAUAUAAUAAAUAUUUUUUAAAAAAAUUGUAUUAUCUAAAUAUACUCAAUUUUGAAAACAAAAAAAAACAUCUCCACCUAAGUUGCAUAAAAUUGAAAAUGGAUAUACGGAAGAAAAAUGUUUUGAAACGUGAAAACAUGAUUUUAAUUUUUUUUAAAUAAAAUGUUAUAGAAAUGCCUAUAAAUAUACUUUUUAUUUAUGUACACACUACAAUUUAAUUUGUGAGUUCAAUUAUCUUUAUCUGAAAGAGAAAACCAGUAAUAAGAGAAUAUUUUUUUGUAGAUUCUAUAUUUUUUUUUAACAAAGAGUAUAAGUCGAAGUAUGUCCUUCUAUAAAAUUUAUUAAAACAACAAAUAAAUUCUUAUAUUAAUUAAUUUUAUUUUUAAAGAGUUUCUUUCUAAUUUAUAAAAUGAAAAUAUAAGUUUUCAUCGCAUUACCAAAAUAAAAAAACGUAUUUAUAUUCGAUUUACAUGGCUACUAAUCGGUUUUUAUCGGGUCGGAUCUAUUCGAAUCGGUUCUUUUCGGGUCCGGAUCUAUUCGGGUCGGUUUCUUUUGGUUCCGGUUCUUUCGAUAAAAGAAAUUUAGAUCCAAAAGAUACUUGUAAAUUUUUGGUUCGGUUCUGGGUCAAGUAUUCUUUGGUCGGUUCCGGUUCGGGUUUUUGGGUCCAGGUUAAAAUGCCCAAGCCUAAUAUAUAUCUAUAUUUCCACACAAAAAAAAAGUGAUUCCUAAACGUUUUGAAACAUCAAAACUUUCCGGACUAUACCAUCAACCAAAUUUCCUGCGAUCUAGAUGUCCACCCUAACACGAUAGUCAACCAAGCCAUUAUUUAAAGAAAGAAUUACAUUGAGAGGCAGUUUAUGAGUUUUAUUAACACAAUAAGACAAUUAUUACUACUCAAACACUUUUUUCUAACUAAAUCUCAUUUUCAUUCGAAAACUAACUAAAUAACAUUGACAGCUAAUACUCAUUACACUAACUAAAAUAAAGUGGGACCAUGUAACCUUCUUCUUCCUCUUACCCUUUAUACUUCUCUGUAAUUUUCGAAAAUGAAAUCUGAUUCUUCCAAAUUCAUUUUUCCAGAGAAGUUAUCUUUAAUCAUUGUCUUUUUUCUUAAGCUAUCUUUUGAGAUAUAUGAAGAUACAUGACUGAUGGUGGUGUAGUGAUGAGUUUUCGACGGUAACAUCAACGGUAGAGACGUUGGGGACUCUCGUCUAUACCAUAAACAUCUUCUCGCCACUCUGACUCAUUAUUGCCAUGAAUUAGGAUUGAAAUCUAUCACAUUUGGGUAAAAAUACAUAAAAAACAAGUUAAGAAUGUAAAAAAAUGUGGAAAAUAGGCGAGAUAUGCGGAGAUUAGGGUUUCUGGUUGACAAUGGCUAAGGAAGAAGAUGAAGUUAUUUUUGUAAUUUUGCAACAUUAAUGAAAAAAAUGUCGUGUCUACAUUACAUUCAAAAUGUACAUGUGUACACUUAAUUUUGUAUUAUACAUCAAAGUGAUUGUGUACACAAUUUUGUAUUAUACAUCAAGAAUAUAUAAUAUUGUACAUGCGUACACCAAAUAUUGUACAUAUGUACAUCCAUAAUUGUAUGUCACAUAAACAAAGUCAGAAAUAUAAAACAUA
This is a messenger RNA of Brassica rapa (field mustard), 7055 nucleotides long. RefSeq names its product DEAD-box ATP-dependent RNA helicase 39. Gene Ontology annotation, molecular function: nucleic acid binding; ATP binding. Lineage: Eukaryota; Viridiplantae; Streptophyta; Magnoliopsida; Brassicales; Brassicaceae. The record is from RefSeq and is a predicted model, not a curated record.